AUGGCCUUCAAACAGCGCCUCGUGCUCCCGCUCUUCGCCUGCGCGCUGCUGCUCGCGUGCGCGCUCCUUGCGCCUUCCGCCUCCGCCUCCGCCUCCGCCUCCGCCUCCGCCUCCCGCCGCAUCCUUCAGGACGUCGGGGACGACUACGUCGAGCGCGUGGCGGACGAAGAUUACGGCACCGACCCCGGCGCGGAAUCCGCCGGGGCCGUCGGCUUUGGCGACGCCGGGUCUGGCGGAAUGACCCUUCCGCCGGGCUUCCCCGGCGCAGCGGGAGACGUUGCGGGCGGCGCACCCCCCGGCAACGCGGGGAGCGCGGGCAACGGUCCCGCGACCAGCCCCGGCGCCGGACCAGCGGACAACCCGCCGGCGGAUUCGGCCGGAGAGGCGAUAGACGACCUGACCAUCCCCGCCACCCCCGGCACUCCCGCCAACCCCGCCGCUCCCGACGUGCCCGACGUUCCCGCCGAUUUCCCCGAUACCAGCUCGCCGAUCAGCGCGCUGUUCGACCUGGCGCUAGAGGGGCAAGAUAUGGAGCUCGCGCGCACGCUCCAGCCGCAGCCGCUCCCCGCGGACGCGCCCGCGGAGGUGAAGAAGUUCGUCGCCGCCAUGGAGGCGGGCGCGGCCGCGGCCGCGGCCGCGGGGGCGAAGGGGACGGACGCGCCGGGGCGCAAGCUCGCGGGCGUGCCUGCGUGGAAGGCCAGCCCGCGGACCAACAACUCGACGCCCUUCGGCUUCUACCCCUAUGACGUCCCCAAGUAUGCAUGCUCUGCCCUCUCUGCGCUCUCUGCCCUCUCUGCGCUCUCUCUGCCCUCUCUGCCCUCUCUGCGCUCUCUCUGCCCUCUCUGCCCUCUCUCUGCCCUCUCUCUGCCCUCUCUGCCCUCUCUCUGCCCUCUCUCUGCCCUCUCUCUGCCCUCUCUGCCUUUCUGCCUACUAUCUGUCCAUCACCCCACGCGCAUCACAUCAGUCCUUCCCUGCGCUUUCUCUUGCCCAUUGCCGUUCUCUGCUCGCCGCCCCCCUCAGAUUCUCCCCCUCUCCCUUCCCCUCUUCCGCCCUCCCCUCCUCAGGUUCCACCCCCUGUUUGGCACGUCGGUGAAGGCCAAGAACGGCACCUGGUACACGUACGUCAAUCUGAAGAACCAGUGGCUAGACACCCCUUUCCCCCUCCCUUUCUCCCCCUCUGCCUCCCCCCCUCCCCUCCUCAGGUUCCACCCCCUGUUUGGCAUGUCGGUGAAGGCCAAGAACGGCACCUGGUACACGUACGUCAAUCUGAGGACCCAGUGGCGCGGCACCUUUGACUGGGCCACGGGCUUCUGUAAGUUUUUGUCUUUCACGACGCCUCAAAAUUCCCUCUCCUCCUGCCGACCGACCUACACAUACGUCAAGAGGAAGAUCCAGUGGCUGGGAACCUUUGACUGGGCCACGGGCUUCUGGACCUGCCGUUUCACGGCGCCUCACCCCAAGAAUGGCUUUAACUGCAAAGCGGAUGCUACCUGCCCGGGCUGCCCUUACUGCCGCGGCUGGCGCUGCUUUCGCAACAUGCACCUGCCCACCUACGGCUCCCCCAACGGCCAAACGUACGCGAAUAGCCUCAUGGCUGCUGCUCAACGCCCCAAGGAGUACGGAGUGUGCCGCUACGCCGGCUCUCCCAACGGAACGUGCACGUACGACCGGUCCAAUGGCAGAGGCAUUGGCCUCAUUGUCCCUGGCCUUACACCCUCUGCACCCAAGAAACCCUAA
Molecule: messenger RNA, 1737 nt
Organism: Closterium sp. NIES-65
Lineage: Eukaryota; Viridiplantae; Streptophyta; Zygnematophyceae; Desmidiales; Closteriaceae
Source: the annotation of a GenBank genome assembly